Molecule: messenger RNA, 1428 nt
Organism: Diatraea saccharalis (sugarcane borer)
Lineage: Eukaryota; Metazoa; Arthropoda; Insecta; Lepidoptera; Crambidae
Source: the annotation of a GenBank genome assembly
AUGAAUAAAUUUACUGUUUAACAGACGUGCUCCGCACUCGGGGGCCGACGUGUUGCGGCGCUGCUCGUGUGUGGUGGGGGCACUGCCGCUGCUGCCGUCGUAUCUGCAGCUACCCGCGCCGGCGUUCCGGUACUGCGCGCUUCACCCUCGCAUCUGCAUCUCUCUUACACAAUUGCAAACGACCUGCUUCCUUUUGAGAUCCGACUAGAGAUUACUGCUAGAGAAACACUACAUGCACUGAGAAGACUCGCUGAAGUUUCUAGACUAACUCGUGGUGUCGUUGUCUUGAUUUGUGAUAUACAAUAUGCAAAAUUGGUUAUGAAGGAAGCAAGCCGUCUCAACAUGCUUGACGGUCAUUUCUUUUGGUUAUGGAUAGAUGCUUCAAUAGAGCUUGAUGUCUUCCACACUGUCAUCAACAAAACACAAUAUGUAGACGAUGGUUAUGAUGAUUUAGAAAACUUCAUCGAUGAUCGUGAAAAGAUGGCACAGGAUCAUGUUGAACGUCGUAAACGAGACGAUGCAGACAAUAAUUCAGCUGACGAUAUACGAAGUCGUAACAAUUCAACAUUGCUUGAUAUAAACUCUCAAGAAGAAUCAAGCAAACGCGUCGAAAGUAGCAUAAAUAAUAUUCGGUUUAAUUCGGUUUUUCGUCGUGUUAGUAGAAAUAUAAAUAAGUCGGAAGCGCACAGUGUUAAUAACAAAUUAUUAAGUAAUAAUUUUAGUCAAAAAUUUGAUAGUAGUCGCAAUACUAGUCCAGAAAUUGUAAGAAAUUUUGUAUAUAAUAAAGGCGUUGAAACUUCUAAAGUCGAAAAAAAAUCAAUUGAGAAAAGGAAAAUGUCUUUCCUAUCUAGUUAUAGUAAUAGAUACAGUAGUGAUAAAAUGAAUAAUGAAUCUUUUGAUAAAUAUGUAAAUAGUAUAAACAUUGAAAACACUGACAGUACAGAGAGUUCUCAAAUGAAAAGAGAAUUCAUGUAUAGUAGCGAAAAUAGUAAAACAAUUAAAGAUAGUAUAUUAUUUUCAAGUGAUAUUAGUGAUUUCCUAAUGAAUCCCACGGUGCAUAUGUCCAAAGUGCAUAGUGUUAGACAAACAAAAACAGAUUAUGAAGAUUAUAAUGACGAAGCAAUGGAUGAAGGAAGUGAUGAAAAUAAUAUAACUGUAAUUAUGGAUAAGCUGCCAGUGGGGCUAUUGGCGUUGCAUCCUCAACCAAUGAAAAUCGACCGCGCAUUCAUACGGGCGGCAGUGCGGCUAACAGUUGGUGCACUUAGAAGAGUGUUACGAGCAUGUGAUGCAUGGUCAGCACAAGCACAAUUUCUCAGCGAUGCUACAGCAUCAUGCUGGGAUGAACCUAGUGACGCAGCUGCUGAUUUUUCGUCAGAGUUUGUAAGGCGUUACUCGAAAACUAAUAAACCAUACUUUAUCGAUAGCUAA